Triticum dicoccoides is the source of this 1072-nucleotide messenger RNA. Its product is annotated as nischarin-like. The record is from RefSeq and is a predicted model, not a curated record. Gene Ontology annotation, molecular function: protein binding. The transcript has 5 exons. NCBI's taxonomy places the organism in Eukaryota, Viridiplantae, Streptophyta, Magnoliopsida, Poales, Poaceae. Bases 342 to 608 code for a protein of 88 amino acids.
CUAGCUCAGACCCCCCAUCCCUUUGCCGCCGCCGCCCCCUCCCGAUCCAGUCCUCCGUCUCAUCCCCCUCCUCUCCCCUCAACCGGCGGCCAGAUACGCCCUACCCACUCACCCAACUCCCUCUCAGUCGCCGCCAUCUAGGCCGGCAGCCAUCUCCGGCGCGCAGGAGAUCGAUCGAUCGGCGCAUGCAACGCGUCGGUGACCAGGGAGGGGGCAUGGAGAUGAUCUUCGGGGGCGGGGGCGGAGGCGGAGGGGAGUGCUCGUCAUCGCCCGCGACGGCGGUGGCGUUCGCGGCCACGUUGGCGGCCGAGGCGGAGGAGCGGAUUUGACCUCAUCAACUCAUGGUGCGGCUGACGCUGGAACAGACGGCGAGGGAGGCCGCGCUGGCCGGCUGCCUCACCACAUUCCUCGACCUCUCCCACCGCUCCUUCACCGACGUGUCGUGCCUGGGGAGCUUCAAGAACCUGGAGCGCCUCGACCUCGGCCACAACUGCCUCGUCACGCUCGAGGGCUUGUCCGCAUGCACCAAUCUAAAAUGGCUCUCAGUCAUCGAAAACAAGCUUGUGAGCUUGAAAGGUGCCGAAUUCCUCUCAAAGCUACAGACCUGAAGGAGCCCGUAUGCAAGGCACCUUCUCUCUGGUGGUGAGAGCGUCCAAGGGUCGUUGGUGCGGCUAAUGUCCAUGUCCGUGGCCGCGCCUGCCACCGCCCUCUCUCCAAGGGUGCAGCCAGGAAGACGCUCAAUGACCAGAUCGUAGUCCUCUCCAAGCGGAGGGGACAGCUCAAGUGAUAGCUCACAUGGAAAGUGCUAUGGAACAAGAGGUGCCAGAAGGUGGAGAACAUUCCUUCACUCCGCACAUUCCUUCACUGGUUGUGUUUUUUUUGGUUGGUGCCAUCUUUUGUUACUAGUUACUAGUGCACAAUAUGGACAUGUGCAAUCUUAUGAACAUGGGGUAAUGAUACUAAGCUACUAGUUGUGUUAUUUUGGUUGGUUCAUCUUAUGAACCUGUGGUGUAAUGAUACUGUUGGGCCUAAAUUAUUGAAAUCCUAGAGAAUUCUAUUAUUAUUGUCAUUA